ACAUCCCUCUGUGAGUAACUCUUCUACCGGCUCGUGCGUGAUUUGAAAACACACCCGUUGUUGUGGGCCUUCACCAUGAAGCACUGCAUGCUGCUGCCUCUGUUGUUGGCGCUGGGAUGCAUGUACGUCCGCGCUGCACCGAUGGCACAUGAAGACAUUGAGGAGGGGUCAUGUGAAGACGCGUCGGCAAUAGGAGCUGCAGGACUCGCUAUCACCAAGAUCAACCAGGACCGGGUGGAGGGCUACGUCUUCGGCCUGCACCGUCUGUCCAACGUGCACAUGACAAGACACGGACAGAGCGGCACGGUUUUCUACCUGACUCUGGAUGUUGUGGAGACCAACUGCAGCGUUCUCAGCAAGAAGGACUGGAAGGCCUGCGAGGCUCGUCCCACCCAUGACACACCGGUAUAUGGACAGUGCAAAGCUGCCAUCUACAUCAGUAAGGUGCACAGAGUGGUGCGUCUUUAUAAGUACGACUGUGUUAUCAGACCAGUUCCUGGAGGCAGGGUGCAUCGACUGUGUCCCGACUGUCCGUCUCCUAUGGGCCCGCAACACGCUGAGGUUCAGAAUGCAGUGACUCUCUCGCUGGAGAAAUUCAACAGUGAGAGCGGAUUGUCCAAUCGUUUCUCUCUCCUCAAACUCCAACGUUCUCGAGCCGGGAUGGCCAUGUCAAUGUACUACGUUGUAGAGUACACCAUCCAGGAGACCACCUGCAACAAAAGCGCAACAGCUGAUGAGUGCCCCCACAUGGAGUGCGAGUUCGCUCACAAGGGCUUCUGCAAGGGAAGCCUCUUCUACUCUCCGUCCAAGGAUCCUGGAGCCACUGUCGAAUGUGAGAUCUAUGAGCCUGAGGCCGCUGAAGCAGAGAAGAAACAUCAUAUCUUGGGCGGAGAGACCGACCACAGCCACAAAGACACCCACGCUCACAGCCACGACCAUGACGGUGUACACGCCGCCGACGGAGCACACACACACGACCAUGACCACGACCACACCAAGAGCCACACACAUCACAGCACCACCCAGAAGCACGCUGGAGACAGCGACCACCACCACACACACGACCACGAGGUGGGCACCGGCCACAGGCACGCUCACGACCACUCCCACGACCACGGGCAUGGCCACGAUCACGUGCACACUCAUCACGCCAAAGCACACAACCACAGCGGCGACGCGCUCACCCAGCACCACAACUACCAGCACGCCGACAGCGCACACACCCACGAGCACGACCACGAGCUGGCUCUAGAUCACGACCACAAGCACGCUCACCUGCACGACCACGAGCACCACCACCAUCACCACGAGCAUGUGCACGAGACAACAGCCCACGACCACCCAAUAGGCGCGGUGAGGAUUUUGCCCGACAUGGACCAGCCCAUGACCCUGCCUUCUUUCCCUGACACCCCCGUGGGUGGGCCUGCAGUGGGAGUCACCCUGCCCCUCAAGCCAGACCCCCAGGUGCCCGGACAGACGGAACCCACCAUCAGGCCCUUCCCCAAGGCGAUCUCAGCCAGUUGCGUCCCGGCGCCGAGGGGAGACAGCCUGGUGGAGAAAGUCUUCGCUGAGGACCCUAUGUUCAAACCCGCUGCAUGAGGUGGUCCAUUGAAAUUCACUUAGAAAGAAUGGAUGUUUAAACAUAUAAGAACAUAAAAAAGGGCAAGCAGGAGAAUAUAUGCAGUAACAGUUUUGCCUCAGACACAGUGAUGGACCGUGUUACGCAACUUGAGUGUUUACCUGGGUCACUCUUUGUAAAUGGUUUUGUUGUUUCUACAAUCUCUACAGAAACAACCGUAAAAAUGCACCAAUAAAAGGCAACGUUCAAUUCUGGAGGCAAACAUGAAUGUUUUCUGUGUUUGUAUGUUUUUUCUGCUUAGUUGCACCAAAACAAAUAAAUGACACCACACAUUCGUGUGUUGAUUCAAUGCACUAA
Messenger RNA from Pungitius pungitius (ninespine stickleback), 1936 nucleotides. Its product is annotated as histidine-rich glycoprotein-like. Gene Ontology annotation, cellular component: extracellular region. The record is from RefSeq and is a predicted model, not a curated record. The coding region runs from base 76 to 1599 and encodes 507 amino acids. Lineage: Eukaryota; Metazoa; Chordata; Actinopteri; Perciformes; Gasterosteidae. Gene Ontology annotation, molecular function: cysteine-type endopeptidase inhibitor activity. Gene Ontology annotation, biological process: negative regulation of endopeptidase activity. The transcript has 7 exons.